Messenger RNA from Oryzias latipes (Japanese medaka), 4768 nucleotides. RefSeq names its product cyclin D2, a (gene ccnd2a). The record is from RefSeq and is a predicted model, not a curated record. NCBI's taxonomy places the organism in Eukaryota, Metazoa, Chordata, Actinopteri, Beloniformes, Adrianichthyidae.
GUGGCGCAUGCAGGCUUGAAAUGCGCUAGGCGGAUGAAAAGUAGAGGCGCACUGUGGGGAGAGAGGAAAAAAAGUUCUCAACAAGGAGAGGCAGGACGACUCUGACGGAGCCCCUGCAGUCUCGCUUUUUAUGCCUCUAGAAGACUCUUCCUGCCACUUUUUUAGCCUUUCUGCUCCGCAACUCCUCGUUUCCGACGGAGAAAAGCGACUUUUUCGCGCAAGUGAAGCCGCAGCACCAUGGAGCUGCUCUGCCUCGAAAUGGAAACCAACAUCAGAGCACGUCCCGACCCGAACCUCCUGUGCGAUGACAGAGUCCUGCAGAGGCUGCUGACCAUAGAGGAGAGGUUUCUACCUCAAUAUUCAUAUUUCAAAGUCGUCCAGAAAGAUAUUCAGCCGUUUAUGAGGAGGAUGGUGGCCACUUGGAUGUUGGAGGUUUGUGAGGAGCAGAAGUGCGAGGAAGAGGUUUUUCCUUUGGCCAUGAACUAUUUAGACAGAUUUUUAGCAGUGGUACCAACCAAAAAGUGCAACCUGCAGCUGCUGGGAGCAGUCUGCAUGUUUCUAGCCUCCAAACUGAAAGAGACACGUCCAUUAACUGCAGAGAAGCUUUGCAUCUACACAGAUAACUCCAUUAGACCACAAGAGCUGCUGGAAUGGGAACUGGUGGUUUUGGGGAAGUUGAAGUGGAACUUGGCAGCAGUAACGCCAAACGACUUUAUCGAGCACAUUGUGAGGAGGCUGCCGCUACCCGAGGAUAAGCUGGCACUUAUACGUAAACAUGUCCAGACCUUCAUCGCCCUCUGCGCCACAGAUUUCAGAUUUGCCAUGUACCCUCCCUCCAUGAUUGCCACAGGAAGUGUGGGGGCUGCGAUCUGUGGCCUACAGCUGGACUCAGCCGACCAAUCACAGUGGGGAGACAGUCUGACGGACCUGCUGGCCAAAAUCACAAACACAGAAGUGGACGUUCUCAAAGAGUGCCAGGAGCAGAUCGAGUGCGUGCUGGAGAGCAGCCUACGUGAGGGGCGGCAGCAGCAGCAGCAGCAGCAGCAGCAGCAGACUCAGAGAGGGCCCAGCGGCAAAGGCCUGGACGAGCUGGACCAGUCCUCCACCCCGACAGACGUCCGCGAUGUCAACUUGUGAACCGCCGGAGGGCAUCCGUGCACAGGAUAUAAAAGCAAACAAAACAAAAAAUUAAAAAGAGAAACCUCAUUAAAAAAAAAAAUUCAACUUUCUUUAAAACCAGAAAAAAAGAACAAAACAACGGAAAAAUGUUGAAAAAAACACAAGCCCUUUUAACAGAUGAAAAACAAUGCUUGCUAGUUUUGUGAACUAUCUGUUGAAAAGCACCCGCACAUGUAAUCGAUUAUCUACAAUCUGGUCUGAAAGCAACAAAUUUGCAUCAAGAUGAAGCUCUGUGGUGCCUUGGAUAUACAGAAGGGAAGCCAAUCAUAUUUGCAUUCUGCCUUUGAUUGUAUAGUGUGACCUUUAAGUUAUAUUUUAACCAUAGCUUGAUGAUGAGGCUGUUGAAGUUGAGGAAACCAUUAAGAAGCUGCAUAUACGGGAUCACUGCUGGGCUUAUGUUACUUUUGCUCUGUUCUCUUAGUAUUCAUUGUUGAUGUAAGAGAUGUCACAUGUUCGAGCGCCUUGAACCUCAUGACACCCACAGGUGAGGCAGAGGAAGCAGGGAGAACAUAGUGCUGAAAACGAUGGGUUCUACUUCCUGGCUGGGACGAUAUUAAUUAUUAGAUAAUUACUUGUUGAUAUCAUUAUUAAUAUUAUCAUUGGACAUACGUUGGAAUCGAGUAGUAGAUCAAUAAGCUCCUUUUGUCAGGCUGCUUGUGUGUUCGUUGGUUUGUGUGCGUGGUUGCAUCCGUGGAGCACGGAUGUGCAUGGUGUGAGUGUUGCGUGUGAUCCUCCAUCUAUAUUAGCAUUCUGUUGCAUAAGGCACUUGAACAAAGCGGCAGACUUAACACUUUUUGUGUGUAAGGCGGGGCUACGCAUGCUCUUUCCAUCCAUUUAACGGGGCAUCUACGCUACGUCACUGCCUUCACGCCUUAAUGCGGUUCACUGCCGGCCGAGAGUGAACCGCCUGAAACGUGAACGAGAUGGAAGAGGAUUUAGGGUAUGGGAGAGCGGACGCCCAUACCUGUCUCAGAGCAUUUCACCUCCGACUGAGAGACUCUGUGAGGUUUAUUACUGCCAAUGCAAUGGUGAAAUAUCACAUCAUUUUACUUUCUCAGCUUCUCGUUAGGGCGCGGUGCGUGUCCUCGGAUCUUGGAAGCUGUUUCGAGUCUGAGCAGAGGAGUUUAAAGUUUCUUGUAGAAAGAUUUUUUUCUCUUUUUUUUGUGUCAUUAUUUCGUACUCCUUUGUGUGAUUUAGCAGUCAGGAAAUGUAGGGAGCUGAGGAAAGAUUUUGAGAGGCAGGGACAUCUUAAGAGUCCUUGGGGAAGGGCAGGAGGACCGUGGUAGUGUAGGAGCAUGCUGCUGUUGUAGGAGAUGUGGAUGAUGUUCAGCUAGAGGCUGGAAGAAUUCAACAAACAAACAAAAAGGCUUCGUUAUUAAACUCUGAUGCCUUCGUUUGUGGGGGGGGGCAUUGACAUUUUUGCAUUGGGGUACUGUCAAGUGAAGAGUAUGUGCUAGUUUCCACUUGCAUGGAACUUGCAUGAGGAAGUUAGACAAUAGGCUAGAUCAUGUGAGGACUUUGUUAGAAGAGUACAACGCUGGUAAAAUACUGUCAAUGCAUCUGGAGUCCCACACGGAGCUGUUUUCGGCUCCCUUACGAUUUCAAUGGUAAAGCACUUUGAGAACAUGCUCCCCAGGAGAUUAGAAAAAUAAACGCGCUGGGUGGUGUUUUUUUUUUUAGGUGAAUGGAUUUUUGUUUUGGUUUUUUUCCUCAUUAGCCUUUUCUGUGGUUUUAUUUUGUAGGGCUGGUUUCCCAAAAACAUUAGACAUACCCUUGUCAAGCAAGAGUCCAUUUUAAAAGCCUCAAUGUGCUAUGAGGACAUUCCGAACAAAAAGAAGAAAAAAAAACAUUCCUGCUCAAGUAAGGAUUUCAGGAGAAUUUGGACAUAAAAUGCCAAUACAACCUGGACAAUACCUUUACAAAGAAUUCUCUUCCAUGGGGUCAAGAAAUGUUUUUACUUGAAUUUUUAUUUAUCUGCGUCACAGCCAUGGAGAGCUGCGUGAGGCUGCAAAAAAAGAAAGGAGCUAAAAGACAGGAUGGAGGUUUUUGCACAUGUUCUUCAAAGGGCAAUGACAUUUGCGAUGUUAAGACGCAGCGCAGCCUUUGUUUGAAACCAGCGUAGCUAAUGUGCGAGAUGGUCCGUUUUUUCGUAUGGUGCUGGCUUGCGUUGGCGGCGAAGGCAUCUGUCGUCUGUGAGGCAGACAUCGGCACAAACACAGACGGUUUCUGUCCGUUCACGUUCAUCACGGUUCUGCCGCAGCAGGAUUUGAUCUUUUUAAUGACAGUAUGAGAAAAUGUGGGGAUCUCUCUCAGUAAAACUGAACAGCUCAGUGGCACAUUUGCAUCAUCAUCCCCGUUUAUCCAAUUCGAUCCCUUCGUUUUGCCUCAUGUUAGCUCUCUCCCAAACUUUAAUGGCUGUGUUUUUUUUCUUUUUUCUUUUGGCAAUUAUUGUUGCAUGUGUUGUAUAUUGAUGCCGCAGAUCAGUUUGUGUUUGGUAUAUUUUCUGGGGUGACCAGACCCUCAAAAGGGUUCUUCUAAGAUUUUAGAGAUACUGUAUCCCAAAGUGAAGAGAGGAUCAAGGAGGAGGUGUGAAGACAUCACAUCAAACGAAAAGUGUCGAUAUUUUUAUUGUCUUUUUGCGCUGCUAAAAGCUAUGAAUUUGUUUCAUUAAUACAAAAAAAAAAUACCAUUACCUAGUCGUGAUGUGUCACAUGUGUGCUGCUAUUUUAUAAACAUUUGUAUUAUAAUAUAAUUAUUUUACUGCUUAAAAGAUACUUCCAGAAAAAAAAAGUAGAUGGUGGUAGAAGAACAUGAAAUGAGUAUUUGACUGGAAAUGUUCAUUGUACAGUUAGAUAGCAUGUUCAUUUCCCCUUUUUUUUGGUAUCUACUUUGCAUUUCUUUUUUUUUUUUUUUUUUUUUAAGUCACAUUCUGCGUCAGUGGUAUUUUCCAAACCUCAGGAUUACUGGAGACAACAAAACUCAAAUUCAUCACCUUUGCUUCUGCUGUGAGGGGGCCUGGGAUGGAGAAGAAGGAAUAAAUGGGGGUGAGGGGAGGGAAACGACAAAUAAAAAAUUUGUUUCCAAUGGGUCAGCUUGUAAAAGAAUUCACAAAAAUUCCACUUGGACUGAAACCUGUACCAGGGGGGGCUUUACCUUUCUGUCUUUGUAACAUAUUGGUUGACUGCGUCUCUGAGCGUGGUCUUUUUUUUUCCUUUUUUUUUUCUGUUGUGUCCGGCUUAUUGUGUGCUAGAGAGGGAAAAGCAGCUUUCCCAUGAUAGCCAAAGUACAGUUGUUGCUUUAUACAUCAGCGAUCUCAAUGAAUGUCCGUGAAUCCAGUUAGAAACAUUGUGUGUCAGUGUCAGUAAAUACGGUGAUUGUGUACCACUGGAACCACCACAUCUGUCACAUUCAGUCUUAAAUAUUCUGAUAUCUGGAAGUUUCAAUGGUGCAGAUCAGAUUUCCCUGGAGUCCAACCCUCCCUGUACACCCCCCCCCCCCCUCCACUAUAACUCAGAUCAUGUACCUCAAAUGUCUGUUGCACAACCUUUUGUCAAUAAACUUUUGCUUUAAAGGGUGUGACACCACAUCA